AUGUGCCUGCGAUACUCCAAUGAGAGGCAAUCAAGCCGAACUCUGGGUGAUCCUGGCAGUGGUGGUAUCACUGAGUUGUAUGAUGUUGUUGACGCUAUUGGGUUAAUGACCAUUGAUGAUGUUGACAACCUUGAAGCCAACCUCAUCAUGGACCUCACAAGGGCCCGACACGAUGUAUUUAAUGCAGAGAAAACACUUGCUAAUUGUGUUGUCCGAGAACACGAGGUCAUGACCAAUCUUUCGAAAUAUAAGUCUGCCAUUUCUAAGUGGAAGCUUGACAAGGCAGAUGUAGGACUAGGUCAUAUGCACAUCACAUUCAAAAAACAUGGACUUUCUCACUGCUCAAUGCCACCCGAUUUCCAUGACGCUGUGAGGCUGUACGUCCUUUCAAACUCCUACAACUACCUCAAGAAACCUUGCGAGCAACCUGCAUUCACAGAGUCCAGACAAUACACCUCAGCACCACUCCGAACCGUCGCAUCGCCCAACAUUAAGGUCUCGCUGAAGACAACCUGUAUUAACUCCGCCUUUGCCCGAGAGCAUGAAGAUUCUUUUUCCUUCUUCCCUUUAAAACGUUCAGAAGCUGUUUUUGCCUUCCUCUUCAAGGGUGCAAACGGUAACUUCGCUAUCCAAGUAGGCGAAUUUCCUUGA
Messenger RNA from Suillus discolor, 651 nucleotides. RefSeq lists its product as uncharacterized. Bases 1 to 651 code for a protein of 216 amino acids. The record is from RefSeq and is a predicted model, not a curated record. Lineage: Eukaryota; Fungi; Basidiomycota; Agaricomycetes; Boletales; Suillaceae. The transcript is spliced from 5 exons.